UUUACAAACUGCAAGUUUGUCCAUUAAAAGUUUUCAGAUUUCUACAACUUUUUUAAGUAAGGUGCUUUUAUCAAUGAGUCAAGAAUUAAUUUCUUUAAGUGAAAACAUUUUGCAAGUUAGGAUGCUCUUUGUGUUCCUCAUAUUAGUUGAAUGGAUAUGUUAUGCUGAAACCAACUACAAUUACCUUUUGCCAGUGAGAAGUAAAAGAGCUGCUUUUAAUAAAAAUUUGUUACCUGCAUUUGAAACUUUGUUUGGAACAAAAUCUUCUGAUGGCAGUACUUCUUAUGAACUUUUUGGUUGCAGUAUUGAAAGUUCAAAAGAUAGAUGUGUUUGGACAUUCGAGCCUGAUCAAACGUGUACCAGAAAGUUAUCGCUUGGCAAAGUGUUUGAUUUUCUUUCAAAUAAAAAAUUUGAUCAGCUUGAAAGUUUAAAAAGAAAUACUUUUUAUGCUGGUGCAUUUGCAGUCAAAAAAAUUGUUUUAAAUACAUGUGGUGACAACAAUGGAGAUGUGGAGUUUAGUUGUGGAGUCAUUGAGCCUUUUGAUGUUGUUAAUGAUAAAGCUAAGAUAAUAAAUGGUGACCUAAAUUUCAAAUUCAACUAUGUGGAGCUAAAAAGUAAUUUUAAUUUUAAAAAUAUUGAGUUCGACAUAAGUGGUAAAAUAAAAAUUGCAAGUUUAACUGUCUCAGUUGAAGUAAAAAAAGAAAAAGAAAGUUCAUCAUCCACUUUUGAAAUAUUUGCUGAUAAAAUUAAAGUUAUUGAUUUUUCAAAAAAAAUUUUUAACUUUAAUGCAUUGUCUGGUGGUGAUGCUAUUGUUGGAAAAAGAGGAAUGUUUUCUAAUAUGGUUGUUAACAAACCAACAUUUAAAAUUAUAAAGAAUGAAGAUGGAAGUUAUGUGAUUGUUUUAAGUGGUGAGGCUACUGGGAUUACGGGUUUUGGAGAGAUAAAUGCAUUGAUGGUUAUUCAGAAACCUUCUGAUGCACCUAUUGGUGUAGCUAUUGCUACGACUCUGAAAAAUGUUAAACCUCUAAAAAUUAUUUCAAAAAUUGUUAAAAAAGAUCUGGAUAUAAGCAUACUAAACAACCUUGAGUUAGAUACUUCUAUUGAGUAUGCAAGCAAAGAUAUAGUUAAUUUAGAUGACCCUAAAAUUAAAGAAAUGUUAUCAGGUUUAAGUGCAAGCGAUUCUGGAAACUUUUCACAUGGCACUAUAAUUAGUUUCAACUUCCCUAUAGAUAAAAUACUAAACAAAAAUGGAAAAUUGAGAAGUAUAGCAAUUAAGAUAAUCAUCCAAAAAGAAAAUAUUUCAAUUGUAUUUCCACCAGACAUUUUUGAUGAUGGUAAAGAUAUUUUAGCUGCAUUAGUACCAAAUGUAAACACAUUUCUCAGAAAAUUCUUCAAGUCAAAUUUUAAAAUUAUUUUCAAAAAAUUUGAUAUAAACAUUAAAUCAAAAGAUGUGGAAAUUUCCAUAGCGAUUCCUGAAAAGUUAUCUCUUGGUAAUCAUUUUCUGUCGGUUGAAAAUACAGUAUUUACACUGAAGAUGAUGAAAUCAGCAGAUCCAAAUAAUAGAAACAAAAAAGAAUUUAGUUUUUCACUUGAAUCUCAAAUGAAACUUGGUAGUACAUCAAUUAGUAUUUCAGCUGAGAAAAAGGAAGGAAACAUUAACUUUAAAGGUUCCAUUGAAUUUCUUUCUUUUUCUGAUCUUUUAUCUAACUUUGGCAUCAAUGGUUUGUUAAAGUAUAUUCCAGAAUUUAGUUUUGCUAUUGAAAAUCUUAAUAUAAAUGCCGAAAUUGGUGAUAAAAAAACAUUAAGUAUAUCAGGAAAGCCAAUAUUAUUUGAUUGGAAAGACACUCAAAUUGAAUUCAUAAAAGAAAAGACAACAGAUAAAAAGGCAUCAAAAUAUUUUUCAGUAAACAAUGAAAAGCAUGCUGCUCAGUUAACAAAUCAAAGCAGUUUAGCAGUAGAUACUGAUCUGUAUAAAGUUGACUUUCCUCAAUCUCAAAAAAGGAACCUAAUUACAAAAAGACAAAGUGCAAGAAGAAGUAGCGAUGAUGAUAUAACAGUUUUGGUAAUUUUAAUGAACAAUAUCAACUUUGAAAGCUUUAUUCAAAAGAUAUUAAAUAAAGAGAGCACAAAUACAAAAUGGAUUACACUUGAUAUUUCACUUGUGUAUUCUAACUCAGAAAUUUCUGCAGAAAGUUUAAAAAACAAAAACAUAUUUACCACAAAAGAAAUUCAAGAAGCUGUACAAGAUUUAUCUAACGGACUAUUGUUUCGUGGAAAAAUGAUGUUGCCUAAAAGUGCAGACAAAUGUUGCGUAAAUGGGAACAAUAAAUGUGAUCAACUUUGUCAAUUUGCAGUGAACAAACUUGGAGCAAGUUCCUCUUUAUCUGUUAAUGCUGGAUAUAUUGACAAGAAAUUUUUUUUGGAGGCAAAAUAUAAUGGUUAUUUGUCACUUGGCAAUGUUAUAAUAAAGUCAAUAGCUAUUGGUGUAAAGGUUACAAAUGUCCUUCAGCUUUAUAUAUGUGGAGAAUUGACAUUAAAACUUGAAAAAGAGGAUUUGAAUUUUAAAGUUUUCAUAACUUUGAGUUCAAGUGGUGAGUUAGAACUAGGCGGCAAAAUGAAUAGUAUAUUAAAAAAUCCUUUUGGAGUGCAAAAAUUUGCAUUGGGUGAUCUAGCAAUUAGUGCUAAAUUACAACUUCCAUUUGCAAUAUCUGGGUUUAGUUUCUCAGGUACAGCAUGGCUUGGUACUGAUGAAAAGCAUAUUAAAAUUAGUAUUGCAGUAGGAAUAGAAAUAAAUGGACUAGAUAAUUAUUUUUAUGGGUCUCUAAAUGAACUUACAUUGGGUAAACUGUCUGAUACUUUUGGCUACAAUUUAAAAAAUAAUUUCCCAGAUUGGAUUUUAGAAUCAGGUUUUCGCAAUCUUAAAAUUGGAUUUACUACAAAUAAAGAAGGUAAAGAUAUUACUUUGAAAAAUGAGGACUUUCAUAUUGAAAAUGGAUUUCAACUGAAAGGUAUAGUAAACAUCCUUGGCUUUGAAGCGAAACUUGAUGUAGAAAUUUCUACAAAAAAGCUUUUAAUUAAAUGUUAUUUAAGUAAAAUAGACAUUUUAAGUGGUGCUUUAAAGUUGACAAGAAGUUUAAGUGACAUAAAUGAAGGACCGAAAGUUUUAAUUGAUAUAUCGUCAGAUUCAAAACAAAUUGUUAUAGAAGGUGCAAUUAGUAUUCUGGGAAUUUCACAAGCUAUAAAAAUUGAUAUUGGUAAAGAAAAAAUGGAGUUUACUGUUUCUGGAAAGUUGCUUGAUAUUGUAGAGGCAGAUUUGUCAGUUGUAGCAACAUAUGCAAACGAAAAUAGCCUUGAAAAAGCUUCAUUUCAGGUUUCAUCUUGUUUAUCAUCAGUUGAUGAUGCAACAAAUGAGGCUAACAAUAUUUUUAAAGAUGCUGCUGAAAAAACUGAAGAAAUAGUUAAAUACACUGAUAAAGAGAUUAAAAAAUAUUCAUUGCAGUAUGAAAAGCUUCUUGCAACAAAAGAGUUGUUGGACAAUGUUGGAAAAAAACUUUUCGAAAAGAUGGCUGCAACAUUUAAUAAAAUCGAACAAUAUCAAAGCAAGAUUGAAUACAGUUGCACACGUCAAUGCAAUAAAGAAGUGGGUUAUUUUUCGAAAAAUUGGUGCUCAUCAAACUGUCUACUGGAUAAGGGAGAACGAUCUAUCAGAGUCGAAGCAAACAAGAAAAAACAAGAAGUUCGUUCAAUGUGGUGGGGCAUAUUUGAAAGAAUUAAAGAUGCGGUUGUAGACUUUGUAGAAAAAGGUGCAAAAAGUAUAUAUAAUGGUGUAAUGGAUGUAAUUGGAAAAGUUGCUGAUACAGAAAUAUUUGGAAAAAAAGUUUCAGAUUACGUUGAAAUUGGUUUGGAUUUAAUAGAAAAAACUGGAAAGUAUAUAAAAGAUAAAGCAUUAUCUGCAAUAAACAAAGUUGUUACAAUUCAUCUUAUUUGCUUUGAAACCUCUUUAGAUAAAGCAUUUAGGGGUAAAUUUAAUUUCAAUGCUAAUGUUACAUUUUUGGGUUCAAACAAAGUCUACGAAAUAGAAAGUAGUCUUAAUUUUGACUUUUUGAGUAACAUUGCUAAAAUAAUCACGGAUACAAUAUAUCCCGGAAUGCAAUACAUCGGAAGUGCUUUAGAAACCGUACGAGAAAAAGUUGCAAAAACAUUUGGUCGUGCUAAAAAAAUGAGAGAAGAAAUUCUUUUGAAAGAAAAAGAAAUAGAAAAACUUAAGGAAGAUGUUGAUAAAGAUAUUGAUGGUGAGGAAGUGACACUAAAUGAUGAUGCAAGUGAUGAUUUUAUCACAAAGAAUAACAUAAAACAAAAUAUAACAAUAGAUGAUAUAAAACGUCAGAUUUACAAUGAGUUUCAUAUUGUAUCAUUAACUGAUGAGGAUGCUCUUGAAACUUUGGAUACAAAUCCUGAUUAUACCCUUGAGAUUAAUUUUGAAAAAAAUGAAUCUGUUGAUAUAAGUGAUUUGACUCACCAAAUGGUAAAUGAAAAAAAUAAUUGCAAGUUAGCACAAGGACUUGUGCGCAAUUAUGAGAAAAUAUCAAAUCAAUUAAAUAAAAUGUUAGCUUUUCUAGAAAACCAGAAACAAUUACAUAAGAAACAAUGUUUAGAUGCAAAUCACAAGUACAGUAGUUUGGAAAAAACAGCUAUUGAAAAAUGUAAGCGAGCAAAAUGUAACAAAAGACAGCGGGAAAAAUUAGUUUACUUGGCACACAGUCUGAGUCAUGCUCAUGUGAUGCGUACUGAAAAACUGGAUGAGGCUUUUGAAGCAAUUGGUAAGAGACUUAUUAAGAAUGAGAAAGAAAUGAUGACUCGAAAUGUUAAUUCAAGUGGUAUGAAUAUGAAAAGAUUUUUGUCUAAUUUAAAACAUUCUACCAAAAGAGCAUCUUUACUUCCAAGCACAACAAAUGAAUACAGAUUGCAUUUAAAUGCAUCUUAUAAAGCUGUCCGAGACCUUUUACAGGGUGAUCAACCGUACCAAGAUGUUGUACAAAACUUUCAGUCAAUGAAGAAUAAUUUAGCGUUCUUAAGAGAAAACAUUUCUUGCGCUGCCUAAACUUGAUCGAGUUGCUUUAACAAUUUUGAUAUAUUUUACAUAAUAUUUUUAUAUAUAUAUAUAUAUAUUUAUUUAUUAAAAAUAAUUUAUUUUAAUAUA
Messenger RNA from Hydra vulgaris (swiftwater hydra), 5200 nucleotides. RefSeq lists its product as uncharacterized. The record is from RefSeq and is a predicted model, not a curated record. NCBI's taxonomy places the organism in Eukaryota, Metazoa, Cnidaria, Hydrozoa, Anthoathecata, Hydridae.